Messenger RNA from Purpureocillium takamizusanense, 382 nucleotides. RefSeq lists its product as uncharacterized. The record is from RefSeq and is a predicted model, not a curated record. NCBI's taxonomy places the organism in Eukaryota, Fungi, Ascomycota, Sordariomycetes, Hypocreales, Ophiocordycipitaceae. Gene Ontology annotation, biological process: outer mitochondrial membrane organization. The coding region runs from base 125 to 283 and encodes 52 amino acids. The transcript is spliced from 3 exons.
CACCAGUCUCCAGCUUCAUGCCGGGACGGACCAGCCAUCGUUGCAGUGCAGUGCAGUUCUCGAUGAUUCCCUGACUGUGCUUAGCUGAGACUCACGGCCGAUUGUCGGUCUGUCAGACGCCAAAAUGGCCAACUUUCCCAACCUCAGGAGGCUCUUCAUCGAGUCCAGGACCGACGACGAGGAGAGAGAGGUAUCCAGAAAGGCCUUCUACAACGCCGUCCUCUUCAUGGGAUCCGUGGCCGUAGUCAGCUUGAUAGCUCAGAAACUCAAUGCAGGCAAAUGAGAUGACGGCUGAUGAUCUCGAGUCCUCGACCAGAUGGGGUCAUGUUUGUUCAUUGAUUCAUAUGUCCCGUGAGGGCAAGUGCGACAGCCCAAGCAGCAG